UGUGAAUUUCAGUCAUAUCUAAAAUUUCGGGAACUUAGGACCUUUCAAUUUUUGUUCGUAAAGUAUUUUCUUUAAAAUUUGGAUUUACGUUUUGAGGUGUGAUAGUUUUUAAAUUUUAAAACUCGAAUACUCGGACUAAAAUCAUGUUUCGCAACUUGUCGAUGCUAAGGAACAAACUGGCGAUGCAGAGAAUUCUGGUCUCCCGAUUGACCUCGCGCUCAAAUAUGUCUACCGGGCUUACCUGCCUCACCAUUAACCGACCGCGAAAUAUCGAUGGCGUUACCGUGAUUGAUAUUAAUAUAAAUGAUAUGGCUAAGAAUGACGUCGAGUUCAAUCGUAAUUUCGUUAACUCGGUGUCAUCCAUCGAGAUCCCCCAUUUCCAAGAGUUAAUUCAGUCAGUGGCUGCGGAUGUAGCUGAAACGAAACCUACAGAGGAUCCGGCACCCGCGGACACUGUGGAAAUCCUACCCAGUGGGGCACCAAGUUCCGUUUUAGGCGUGGACGGUAAUCCCAUUGUGCCCAUUGAGAUCGAUGGGUGGAAUCAGGAAGAUGAGGAUCCCACCGUCCAGAAGAACGACAAGGACGUGGACAUUGGCAAUGACGAUGAGUACAAGGCGGAGAUGGCACUGCGUGUGCCAGAGGUCCGAGAAGCUGAAAUGGAGUACAAGGGCAUCAAGGUGAAACUUCCGGAGACUGCUAAUCAGGAUGUGGGGACCUAUCGCUUCCGUCGCGACUCCCAGGAUCUCAAGGAGGUCGGCGACGACACUCGCCUUGUCCGGUUCGACAAGAAGUAGACGAAGCAUUUUUUUAGUCUUGGGCACAAUAUUUUUCCUUAUCUCAUGGUUUUCAAAUUUGUUUGAAUCUGUUGGCGGGAUAUCUUAAGACUUUUGUAAUCAAGUGUGUUGAUGAAUGGGGGUUCCUAGUAGAAGUUGAGGCGUUAGUAUAAUCGAAAUAAAACAUAAAUACAAAGGA
Messenger RNA from Drosophila eugracilis, 972 nucleotides. RefSeq lists its product as uncharacterized. The transcript has a single exon. NCBI's taxonomy places the organism in Eukaryota, Metazoa, Arthropoda, Insecta, Diptera, Drosophilidae. The coding region runs from base 144 to 794 and encodes 216 amino acids. The record is from RefSeq and is a predicted model, not a curated record.